This is a messenger RNA of Panicum hallii, 1275 nucleotides long. RefSeq names its product protein ALP1-like. Lineage: Eukaryota; Viridiplantae; Streptophyta; Magnoliopsida; Poales; Poaceae. The record is from RefSeq and is a predicted model, not a curated record. The coding region runs from base 1 to 1275 and encodes 424 amino acids. The transcript is spliced from 2 exons.
AUGGCCUCGAGGUACAUUCGUCUGUCGUGUUAUGGAAGUAAUGUUGAUCCGAGGGAUGAUGACGAUGAGAUCUCUGCGGCCGUUGCUCUAUCGCUGGUUCCACGAAAGCGCAAGUGGGGAGGCUCUGUUCCGGGCCACAGGGUAUAUAAACGUGAUAGAGCUGGGGCAGACAAAAGAUUAAUGGCUGAUUACUUCGUUCCACGCCCUUUGUACAACGAGGAUCACUUUAGGAGAAGGUUUCGGAUGAAGCAAGAUUUGUUUCUUGAAGUUGUUAAUCGUACUGCUGCUGCCAAUCCGUACUUUCAAAAGAAACCUGAUUGUGUUGGUGUGGAAGGUUUCACUCCUAUUCACAAGUGCACGGUGGCCAUCAAGAUGCUAGCAAAUGGAGGUCCAGCUGAUUGUUUAGACGAUCAUUUGAAAAUGGGUGAAAGCACUGUCCUAGAAACCGUGAAGAAGUUUGUUGAAACUGUCAUUGAAGUGUUUGGAGAUGAGUGGCUCCGACCUCCAACGGAUGAGGAAGUGCAGCACAUUCUUCAGGUGAAUGCAGCUCGAGGUUUUCCAGGGAUGUUGGGUAGUAUAGAUUGUAUGCAUUGGGAGUGGGCUAAUUGUCCAACAUCUCAUCAUGGCAUGUACAAGGGGCACAAAGGAAAACCAACUGUUAUAUUAGAAGCUGCGGCAACAGAAGAUCUCCGAAUCUGGCAUGCUUUCUUCGGAAUGCCUGGUUCGCAUAAUGAUAUCAACGUGCUGCAACGUUCACCUGUGUUUGAUGAUUUGGCUAACGGAAGAGCUCCUGAAGUGGAGUUCGAUGUCAACGGCAACACUUACAGUUUAGGAUACUAUCUAGCAGAUGGAAUAUAUCCAGAUUGGGCUACCUUGGUUAAGUCUUUUGGUGCUCCAGUAAACAACAAACACACGACCUUUUCAGAAAGACAGGAAUCCUGCAGGAAAGAUGUUGAGCGCGCCUUUGGUGUCCUCCAAGCAAGAUGGAAGAUAAUUCGUUAUGCUGCAAGGUUGUGGAGUCAACUUGAUCUGAAUGCUAUCAUGAAGGCUUGCAUAAUUUUGCACAACAUGAUUCUUGCUGAUGAAAGAAACUCAAACUUGCCUCACAUUGCCAAUGAAGACUGGCCUGGACCAAGGGAUCCGCCAGUUAACAAUGUAGCCGAGAUGAUGGAUGCUUACACAUAUAUUAAAAAUAAAGAUACUUGUUUCCAGCUUCGAGAUGACCUUGUGGAGCACAUCUGGCAGAUGAAGGGAACGGCCGGAUGGGAUGACUGA